Molecule: messenger RNA, 1637 nt
Organism: Cyprinus carpio (common carp)
Lineage: Eukaryota; Metazoa; Chordata; Actinopteri; Cypriniformes; Cyprinidae
Exons: 4
Coding region: 131-784 (217 amino acids)
Source: RefSeq, a predicted model, not a curated record
GAAUGCUGUGAGGCAAUAUUCUUAUUGAAACAUUCAACUGAUGUGUCAGUUGUCAAAGAUAAGAUGAUGGCAACAUUUCAAUACCGCCAGACGCUAGUUCAGGACCAGCAAAUCUCUGCAACAGUCUUGGAUGUGUUCCCCGCGGUUUCUCGACAUCCCCGGCUUGAUUGACCAAGAUUUUACCAUGAUGUUUGGAGAAGAGGUUUCUGGCAGAUUUUUGGCAAAAUGGCCGACGUACUUCAAACCCAGGCUCCUGGCAGACUGCAAGAACCGGACUUCUAAUGAGCAUGUUGAAGAACUCUUGUCUGCGCAGCAAAACUCAAAUGAGUCUGGCUGGGACAGUGACCUGUCAAGCGUUCUACUGCUGGUUCACCUGCUCCCCCCUACGUCAAAAGGCCACAAGAAGAGUGCUAAGAUUAGCUCAUAUCAAGCUGUCAACCAUGUGGCGAGAUAUCUUAAGAUUGGAACCAGUGUUGAGGCCUUCCUAGGGAGCUUGGAACCAGGACAGCCCUUCCUCCUCUGUGUUGGUGAACAGAAGAACAACAUUCAGAGGUUCUAUGUCAUCGUUGACCAGAAGGCCAUUCCUUGCAAGGAGCAAACAUCCCUGGCAGCUUUCGAUGAGCUUUUCAAGGCACACUUCAUCUUCAGUGUUAACUACCAUGAAUCCCUCAACAGCUUCUACACAUUCAUCCAAACCACAGUGUUUAACAUCGACUUGGGAAGUACCAAGGAAAGUCCCAGAGUAAAGGAACUCAGAGCAAGGCUGUUUCACACUAAUAUUUGAGCUGAUACACUUCCUUGUUUGCAAAUAUGCUGAUAUGUUUUAUUUGUAAGGCACACCAGAAAAGUUCUGCAUUGCUUUGUCAGCAUUUGAGACUUCGCCAUGGAUUAUAUCCAGGAAAGACAUUACGUAUGAAAUGUGGACAACCGGGAUGUUCUUUAUCAUUUUGUACGUAUUCAGGGUUCAAAAAACACCUUGUUCGUUUGCACAAGGACACUUGUUCACCAAAUAAACACCUCGUUCAUUUGCACAGGGCCACUUGUUCACCAAAUACUAUUGACAAUGUGGACGCUCAAAGUGAAGGUGAUGAGCCUUCAAGUUCUCAGGCAUUCUGUACAGACACUCCAGUAACUAGCCGGACCUCUGUUGACAAGCAUCAUUUGUUAAACCUGUGUAGAUCUGUUGUAGCACAAUUGCAAGCAUCAGGUGUUGCUGAGAGCACUGUCCAAGCAAUGGUAGGGUCAAUGGAAGAGCUUGUAAAUGACAUUCAUGAGCAAACAAGAGAAGCUGUUCUCAGCUGUACUUCUUCAGAGAUUCAAGCAACCGAUUUGGAAGAAAAGGUGGAAAAUUGUUUUGAUCAAUUGGAAAAUCCUUUCUCAGUCUUAAAUACAGCAGCCAAACGACAGAAGUUCUUUGAGGAAAAGUGGGAAAUAGUUGAACCUGUAGAGUAUGUUCUUGGGGUGCGUUUUGAUUUGCGAAGAGAUCGGACAACAGGAGUUUACAAUCAGAUCCCUGUAACAGAUAAAUUUGUGUAUGUACCCAUCUUGGGAACCCUGAAAUCUAUGUUUAAGAAUAGUGAAUUAUGUGAAAGUUUCCUGUAAGUCAAGCAACAUAAAGAAGGUGUUUAUAAAGAUAU